Messenger RNA from Paramecium pentaurelia, 606 nucleotides. NCBI's taxonomy places the organism in Eukaryota, Ciliophora, Oligohymenophorea, Peniculida, Parameciidae. The record is from the annotation of a GenBank genome assembly.
AUGAAAUAACCUAUUUUAGAUAAUUACUAUAAAGAAUUAAACAUGAACUAACUUUAUUCAUUAAGAUCUCUUAAAAAAACACCAUUAGAGAAAUUAAAUCAUUAAAAUUAUUUUGUUCCAAACAUUUUAAGUCCAAAGAAUAAUAUUUCUAAUAGAAGUAGUUUAUUAAAAGGAGGAGAUGGAUUAGUUAUAUAGAAGCUUAAUCGUUCCUAAAACAAUUCAAGAAACUUUCCAGAUAUUUAUAUUGGAUCUAAGGGGACAAAGAAUAUCUCCUAACCUUAUAUUAAAUAAGGAUAGAAGAAAUAGUAUAAAAUUUAAAUAGAACCGUUGGAAGAAGAACGUUUGGAAAUUCCAUAUUUAAGACUGAAUUUUAGAUUAAAACAUGGAUACAAAAAAUAAAAUUAAGACAACAAAGAAAAAAUGAGUUUAGAUAAAGAUAAUCUAAAAGUUUAAAAUAAUAAAAGUGCCAGUCUAUUUAGAGAGAAACAAAAGGAAAUUAUAACUAAGGCUUAAAUGCAAGUUUAAGAAUUAUUAUUAAAAGAGAAUCAAUAGUUAAGUUUUGGUUUUGAUAGAUUAGAAAGAGAUCUAUUACAAUAAAUGAAAUGA